AUGAUGGCCAUUAUCGUGGAGGUGUCCCGGGAGUUCGGGCUGAGGGUGUCGGAGAGGAAGACGGAGACCCUGGUGAUGCGGGUGAAGGAGAAACAGCGACCGCCGCCGACGCCACCGCCGGCGCUGACCAUCGAAGCAGCGGGGCAAAGGUACGCACAGACGACCGAGUUCCGAUACCUGGGCGGCCUCAUCAACGAGCAGGGCGACCUCACCCGAGAGAUCAACCACAGGAGCAAAGCAGCGUGGGCGUGCAUUAGGCGAUACGCCACGGAGCUCUUCGACCGACCGGGAGCACCGUUUCGCCUCAAGGCCCGCCUACUCCAGGCGGAGGCAGUGGCGGCACUGCUAUACGGCUGCAUGACAUGGUCCCCACGCCGCGACCACUACCGGCUGCUGCAGACGACACACCACCGUCUGCUUCUGCGAGUCAUCGGCUACCGGCGCAAACGAGGCACCUACCGGCAGCUGUCAUACGCCCAGGCGCUGAAGAGGGUCGGCUGCCAGAGCGUGGAGGCCACUGUCCGUCAACGGCGCCUGCUCUUUGCGGGGGCCGUGGCAAGACAGCCAGACGGGCGGCUUCCGAAACGGCUGAUGUUCGGCGAGUUGGUGGGAGGGGAGAACCCGGGCCGGGGAAGCCCGGAGCAGAACUGGCUGAUAUGCCUGAAGGACGACCUGAAGAUGUUCGAAGCCAGACACGGCUCCACGCCCGACAAGCGGAGCUUCUUCGGAAUCCCGAAGCCAGACUGGGACGAGGCGGCGAAGGUGGAGGGGGGGGUACCGUGGCACGCGGGGGUGCUACAGGGAGCUGAGAGGUUUAUGGCCUCUUGGCACAAGGGCGAGGAGAAGGCCAGCCGACAACGAGCCAUCAAACGAGGAGAUAGCGGGCCCAAAAAUAGUGUAGAUACGGCACCAAUCAACGGGGCGGGAGCGGGGCGGGGGGAAACGGCGCGGGAAGAAAGCAAGCGAGAAGAGACCGACCGCGUGACGUGACAUGUUGCGGUUGAAUUUCAGCGACUAGUUUUUCUGUUGCCCUCUCCCCCGUUUGCUGUCGCGUUCAGACUGUCUCUACGGAUAUCCCUGUCUCUGUGCGAGUUUGUUUAUGUCCUCGUCUGUCAUUGGUUUAUUUCGUUUUAUUUUGUUUGUUUUUUUACUGGCACGUACUGCUGACCCUUGGGAUCCUUCCGGAAGGCUACCCCCCAGGCUGGUGGUGCGCACGUUCCACUAUGUAUUUAUUUUUUUGUUUCUGAUUCUUUUGUUUUCUUGUAUUUUAUC
This is a messenger RNA of Ectocarpus sp. CCAP 1310/34, 1272 nucleotides long. The record is from the annotation of a GenBank genome assembly. NCBI's taxonomy places the organism in Eukaryota, Phaeophyceae, Ectocarpales, Ectocarpaceae.